Messenger RNA from Aspergillus aculeatus ATCC 16872, 1845 nucleotides. Its product is annotated as acyl-CoA synthetase. Gene Ontology annotation, molecular function: medium-chain fatty acid-CoA ligase activity. Lineage: Eukaryota; Fungi; Ascomycota; Eurotiomycetes; Eurotiales; Aspergillaceae. The record is from RefSeq and is a predicted model, not a curated record. Gene Ontology annotation, biological process: fatty acid metabolic process. The transcript is spliced from 5 exons. Bases 1 to 1845 code for a protein of 614 amino acids.
AUGCCAGGCCGCCCAUUGAUCUCAAUCCUAACACGGGGCUCACUUGCCUCUCCCCAUCUGGCCCGCUAUGGUCGCUCUCGAGCUGGCCUGACACCUGCAAGCCGUCGCUCGCUCGCCUCGUUGCCGAACCUGCCUCUCUUCCGCGCCCUCCAGAACCACGACCAAUCCAACCUAGCGGUCGUCCACAGCGCAUCGUCUCGCUCCUUCACGUACGGCAACCUGGUCGCGGACGUCCUGCAGGCCAAGGAGAAGCUCAUACAGUCUGGAGGAGGGCGUCAUGAUAGUUUGUCGGGGGAGAGGGUUGCUUUCCUGGCGGAGAACAGCUACGACUACGUAGUGACGCUUCUCUCGAUCCUCGCCAGCGACGCAAUCGCCCUCCCGCUCUCCCCUGCUUUCCCGGUCGGCGAACUCAAGUACAUCAUGGACAAUUCGCAGGCCAAGGUCCUGCUGGCGACAGAAAAGUACGCCAACAAAGCCCAGGACGUCCUGAAUGCUGGACUCGACCGGGAACCCAUCCUUGACGUGAAGAAGAAGAUCGAAGUGGGGGCCACGAGUCUGGGCCCCUCGUCGGUGACCUUAGAAGACGUUAAAGGACAGCAACCCCGCGGUGGGAUGAUGCUGUACACCUCCGGGACCACGAACCGACCGAAAGGCGUCCUGAUCCCGCAAUCCGCGCUGACGGCGCAAGCGGCCUCGCUCCUCCAAGCAUGGGAGUACACGGCGCAGGACCGGCUACUCCACCUGCUCCCUCUGCACCACAUCCACGGCACGGUCAACGCGAUCGUGACGCCGGUCCUGGCCGGCUCGUCCAUCGAGUUCAUGUUCCCGUUCAACACGGACGCAGUGUGGAAGCGCCUCGCCGCGCCGUUCCUCUCGCCUGACCCACAGAAGAAGAAAAAGGAGAUCAUCACCUUCCUCACAGCCGUCCCGACGAUCUACAACCGCCUACUCUCGUCCUUCCCCACCCUCGACCCAGAGGUGCAAACCUCGGCCCGCACGGCCAUCCGCCCGGAGAACCUGCGGCUGAACAUCUCGGGCUCCGCGGCACUGCCGACGCCCACGAAACAGGCGUGGCAGGCCCUCAGCGACGGCAACGUGCUGCUGGAGCGCUACGGGAUGACAGAGGUGGGGAUGGCGAUCAGCUGCGGGCUGGCGGUCGGCGACCGCGUCGACGGCAGCGUCGGCUGGCCGCUGCCGUCCGUGGAGGCGCGGCUGGUGGACACGGACACGGACGAGGUCAUCCGGCCGGGCCAGGAGAUCGACCCGCGCACCGGCCGCGAGCGCGAGGGCGAGAUCCAGCUCCGCGGGCCCACCAUCUUCCAGGAGUACUGGGCCAAUGCCGCCGCCACGCGCGAGUCCUUCGUUGAAGGAGAAAACGGCCAGGGCGGUGACUGGUUCAAGACGGGCGAUGUCGCGACCCGCCGCCUCGUCGAGGGCGCCGGCUCCGGGGCCAGUGGCGACUGGGCCCGGGGACCCAUGUACUUCAUCCAGGGCCGGCGCAGCGUCGACAUCAUCAAGACCGGCGGCGAGAAAGUCAGCGCCCUGGAGGUCGAGCGCGAGUUGCUUUCGCUCCCUCAAAUUUCAGAAGCAGCCGUCGUGGGCCUGCCCUCCGAACAAUGGGGCCAGAAGGUCGCGGCCGUGGUGGUGCUGAACCCGGAGUUCGCGAACACGGGCGGCCGGAACGGUAAGCCCUGGGGCGCCAUGGACAUGCGGCGCGCCCUGAAGGAUCGGCUGGCGAAUUACAAGUUGCCGCAGGAGAUGAAGGUCCUGAGUGGACCCAUUCCGCGGAAUGCCAUGGGCAAGGUCAAUAAGAAGACGCUCGUUAAGGAGGUGUUUGGUGCUUGA